AUGCCGCCCGUCCGCACCGCCCGCGCCUCCAAAAAAGCGCCCCCCGAAGGCUUCGACGACAUCGAAGACACGCUCCUCGAGUUCGCGGCCGCCAUGAAAGACGCCGAGAACGCCUCCCACGACGGCAAGAAGAAGUACGAAAUGACCUGGCCCAUCUUCCAGAUUACGCACCAACGCUCGCGCUACAUCUACGACAUGUACUACGAGAAGGAGGCCAUCAGCAAGCAGCUGUACGACUGGUUGCUCAAGAACGGGUAUGCCGAUGCGAUGCUGAUUGCCAAGUGGAAGAAGCAGGGAUAUGAGAAGCUUUGCUGCACGAGGUGCAUUCAGACCAAGGAGACGAACUUCCGCUCGACGUGCAUUUGCCGGGUGCCGAAGGAGACGCUCAAGGAGGGACAGGAGGUACAGUGUGUGAACUGUGGAUGCCGGGGAUGCGCUUCAAGCGACUGA
Molecule: messenger RNA, 450 nt
Organism: Paraphaeosphaeria sporulosa
Lineage: Eukaryota; Fungi; Ascomycota; Dothideomycetes; Pleosporales; Didymosphaeriaceae
Product: cell cycle control protein cwf14
Exons: 2
Coding region: 1-450 (149 amino acids)
Biological process (GO): mRNA splicing, via spliceosome
Cellular component (GO): spliceosomal complex; nucleus
Source: RefSeq, a predicted model, not a curated record